Messenger RNA from Odobenus rosmarus divergens (Pacific walrus), 1496 nucleotides. RefSeq names its product SAP30-like (gene SAP30L). Bases 669 to 1217 code for a protein of 182 amino acids. Gene Ontology annotation, molecular function: transcription coregulator activity; protein binding. Lineage: Eukaryota; Metazoa; Chordata; Mammalia; Carnivora; Odobenidae. The record is from RefSeq and is a predicted model, not a curated record. Gene Ontology annotation, cellular component: histone deacetylase complex. The transcript is spliced from 4 exons. Gene Ontology annotation, biological process: regulation of DNA-templated transcription.
ACUUCCGCUGUCCCGCGGAGGGCGGGGGAGCGAACUGUUGUGGUGCGGAGCGUUGGGCGGGCGGCGGCCGGGCGGCCCAGGGGCUGCCACGGGACUCGGGGCGCAGCCGAGCGGCUGCAGGGGUGGGGCGAGCCGGACGCGCCCCCGGGCCCGGGCGCCGCGGGUUCGAGGCCGGGCCCCGCGCGGGGAGGCCGCGCCACCCCGGGAGAGCUGCCCGGCGGCGAGUUUGCCCCGCAGCCGAAAGAAGGCGGGAGCCGGCGGGGGCCCUCGAAACCCCCUGGCAAGCCGGGCCCGGAGUCCCCGGGGAGCGGCUGCUUCCUGGGACGCCCUCCCGGACGCCCCCGCCGAAGGGUAACGGUUCUGGGCCCCCGGCAGAAGGCGCCUCCGGGUGACCCCCGGCGGGGCCCUGCGAGCCGCGGGAGCCAACCCCGGGGCCUCGAGCGGGGAGGAAAGGGCUUUCCAAAGGCGCGGAGCCGGGGGCCGAAGGAGCCGGAGCGCGGCGGAGCGGAGCCGGGCCUCCCGGGCGCGGGGCAGGGCAGCGCCUGGUCUGGGGACGGACUCCGGGACCCUCGGGUGCGGGGGCCUCGGCGACCUGCCCCGCGGGGCGCGCGGCCGCGGAGUGGCCUACAGGGGAUCCUCCCGCAGAGGGGCCGGCCCGGGGCGGGGAGAUGAACGGCUUUAGCACGGAGGAGGACAGCCGCGAAGGGCCCCCCGCCGCCCCCGCCGCCGCCCCGGGCUACGGCCAGAGCUGCUGCCUCAUCGAGGACGGCGAGCGCUGCGUCCGGCCCGCGGGCAACGCCUCCUUCAGCAAGAGGGUCCAGAAGAGCAUCUCGCAGAAGAAACUCAAGCUGGACAUCGACAAGAGCGUAAGACACCUGUAUAUCUGCGACUUCCACAAAAAUUUCAUCCAGAGCGUACGAAAUAAAAGGAAGAGGAAGACAAGUGAUGAUGGCGGAGAUUCUCCUGAGCACGAUACUGACAUUCCUGAGGUUGAUCUGUUCCAGCUGCAGGUGAACACUCUACGGCGUUAUAAACGACACUACAAAUUGCAGACCAGACCAGGCUUCAAUAAGGCCCAGUUAGCAGAAACUGUCAGCCGACACUUCAGGAACAUACCUGUGAAUGAAAAAGAGACGCUCGCCUACUUCAUUUACAUGGUGAAGAGUAACAAGAGUCGGCUGGACCAGAAAUCAGAGGGCGGCAAACAGCUUGAGUGAGGAUCAAGUGCAUCAAGGAAUGAAGUAUAAUGCUGAACGCACAGGUGAAAUCUACGUGUAAGCCCGUAAAGACUGUUCAAUUUUAUUGUAAAUAAAAAAGUUUGAAUGAUGAAUACUGUAAAUCUUUUUGGUCAGGAGGAUUAUAUUCUCACGUUCAGCAUGUGCAUACAAAGACUUUCUUUUAAGGCAACUACCGGACUGAAAAAACAAGAUCACUGAGAGAUUUAAAAAUGAUGUAUUGCAGCAUUCAACAACGCAUUAAGUCAAUUCUACUGGAAA